Selaginella moellendorffii is the source of this 1444-nucleotide messenger RNA. Its product is annotated as serine/threonine-protein kinase STY13. The transcript is spliced from 6 exons. Bases 157 to 1251 code for a protein of 364 amino acids. The record is from RefSeq and is a predicted model, not a curated record. Gene Ontology annotation, cellular component: plasma membrane. Lineage: Eukaryota; Viridiplantae; Streptophyta; Lycopodiopsida; Selaginellales; Selaginellaceae. Gene Ontology annotation, biological process: protein phosphorylation. Gene Ontology annotation, molecular function: ATP binding; protein kinase activity.
GUGUGAGCUCUUUAAUUCAUUGACUCCUACUAUUUCCCUUCCAAAUAUUUUCUUGCACAGUGUCUUAGGGUUUUGGCGUUCUUCCUGCGAGGGUCGAUGAUCCGGCACAGAUCUUCGCACGUGAAUUGCCAGUAGGUCGGAUUUUCAGGAUUUCGGAUGGAGGAAUCGAAGGCGCAUGGAGCCGAUCAGAGCAAGGGUUUUGUCCGCGCGGAUCUGCUCAAUCUCGCCGACCUCGACCUGGAUGCUACUCUGGAGAAGCACAUAAAGGUCCCGGCCGCUGGAAAGCCCGGCGAGCAGUCGAAUCAAUCCAGGCCCAGAGUCAGGGAGGAAUGGGAGAUCGAUAUUGCCAAGCUCCAGCUCAACGACAUCAUCGCUCAUGGAACUUAUGGAGUUGUGCACCGUGGCGUCUACAAUGGCCAGGAUGUCGCGGUGAAGCUACUAGACUGGGGGGAAGAACAAGCAAUGUCACAAGCUCUUGUUAACACCUUACGUGCUUCUUUUCAACAAGAAGUGGCUGUCUGGCAAAAGUUGGAUCAUCCCAAUGUGACCAAGUUUGUUGGAGCUUGCGUCGGAUCGCCGGAUCUCCAAGUCGCGUCCACCGGUGGAUUCGUUCGUAUAUCUUCGAACAUUUGUUGCGUUGUCGUCGAGUACCUCGCGGGUGGAACUUUGAAGCAGUUCCUCAUCCAGCAUUGUCGAAAGAAGCUCCGGCUCAAGGUCGUGAUCCAGCUAGCCUUGGACCUUUCCAGAGGGCUUGACUAUCUUCACUCUAAGAAGAUAGUUCACAGGGACGUGAAAUCGGAGAAUAUGCUGCUUGACAAUAAGCGGCGAGUUAAAAUCGCCGACUUUGGGGUGGCCCGCGUCGAGGCUCAGAAUCCCAAAGACAUGACCGGCGAAACUGGCACGGUGGGAUACAUGGCUCCUGAGGUGUUAGAUGGCAAACCUUACAACCGAAAGUGCGACGUCUACAGCUUUGGAAUCUGCCUGUGGGAGAUUUACUGCUGUGACAUGCCUUUUGCGGACUACAGCUUUGCAGACAUGACAUAUGCGGUUGUGCACCAGGACUUGAGACCAAACAUCCCUGGCUGCUGCCCGCCUCCUCUAGCGAAUAUCAUGCGAAAGUGUUGGGACGCGAAUCCGGAUAGAAGACCCAACAUGAGCGAAGUCGUCCAGCUCCUGGAAGCCAUCGAUACGAGAAAAGGCUCGGGCAUGACCCCGACCGAGACGCGAUCCGGCUGCUUUUGCUUCCACUGAGCAAAUUUCACUGGAAAGAACAAAGAGGGGGAACAAGGAUGACCAAGAACAAAGAAGAACAAGCGAGCAAGCAUGGAAGCAAAGAAACAACGCAUAGUGUAAGUAGCUUAUAAACACCAAUUUUUGUGUUCCAUUCUUUUUGGUGGUUUGUGUACAUAUAUAUCCUUCCUUCUUAUGAUUGUUUAAUCAGUCA